CCUGCCCGCCCGGCUAGUGCGCAGCCGAGAUUUCCACGCGCGGCUGAGGGUGUGCGCUGCAGACUGGGGGAUGACGAAAGUCUGUGUUAGUGGAACAGCAGCGCAAAUCCAACAUACUAUAAACAUCAGCACAACAAGUAAGUUUAAUUGGUUAAAGCAACUUUACAAGACGCCAAGGCAAUACGACUGUGGUGAAGGCUCUCAUGUUGACGAGACGUAGCUUUAACCGUGGCCGACAUUUCUUCGCUCGUCGCGAAUCCCUUGAUACAACAGCUAAGAUUUGGAGCCGAUAGUCGCCUUUUUUCGUUUGAUGACAGGCAUUCUAAGGAUACAGCAGACCUGCGCCCGAAAAUAACAGCGCACAUCCUUCUUCAUCGGGACCGAGAUAGCCCACUGCCCGCCCCUCAAGUGGUCAGCUUGCCCCCUCCCCCUCUACAGAAGAAAACACAACAAACAGGCGAGUGGAGUGUCGGGGCCCACGGCGGCUGGAGGAGCCCGACGCGCUCGCGGACAGACGCGGCCUGAUGUGUGGCACACCAGGUCACGAAAACUUGUUGCUCUGACUGUUUUGACGUGCACCUUUUCUUUUUAGCGGAGAAGGAAGCUUUUGCACCCUUGUUCAUCGCCCCCUUUUUUUGGGAGAGGGGGCGGACAAAAGUUGCCCGGAAAGCGAGGAGUCAUUUAUAUGGGGCUUCUGUCACGCGAGUAAUCCAGCUAUGUUUGGAUAGAACUUACUUCGUUCCUUGUUUGGUUUCAACGAUCAGCUAUUGUUGUAAAGACGAAACCACCGUACCCUAUCUUAACCACACUGGUCUACGUAAUGGCUUGCCUCGGCUGCUUUUCUCUCGAUCUCGUGUUCGAUUUACCGCGGGAGUGAUUGACCACUGGAGGGGCCGAUGCUUACAAGCGGACCCAGCACACAGCAAGCGAAGCCAUGCAGCAACCUCUGGCCUACGACUUCUCCAGCGAGGAAAACAGUCAUAAAUGGAGGGGCCUUUUCGUGCCAUCGCUGCAAAAGGUCCAGAAACAAGUACAUCCAAGCCUUUCAGCCAAAGAAGAUGGCCUUCAGUAUAUUGAAGUCCUCAUUCUACAGCUGCUGAACAUGUUAUGUGUGGCACAGCCACGCACGAUCCAAGAUGUAGAGGAGCGUGUUCAGAAAACUUUUCCACAUCCAAUUGACAAAUGGGCAAUUGCUGAUGCUCUGUCAGCAAUUGAAAAACGCAAGAGGAGGAACCCAUUGCUGCUGCCUGUGGAUAAAAUUCAUCCACUUCUGAAGGAGGUUCUUGGCUAUAAAAUAGAUUACCAUGUAUCUCUUUAUAUUGUGGCUGUGCUGGAGUACAUAUCUGCUGAUAUUCUGAAGCUGGCAGGGAAUUAUGUGGGCAACAUUCGUCACUAUGAAAUCAGUCAACAGGACAUCAAGGUGUCCAUGUGUGCUGACAAGGUACUCAUGGACAUGUUUGAUCAAGAUGAAGACAUUGGGUUGGAGUCUCAAUGUGGAGAUGAGCCUUCAUCCACAGGGGAGGUCACUUAUGAUGACCUAGUGCGUGCAGAAAUAGCAGAAGAGCGUCAGUAUCUGAGAGAGCUAAACCUUAUCAUCAAGGUGUUCCGGGAUGCUUUCUUUUUCAACACUAAGUUAUUUACACCAACUGACAUUGAAGUAAUCUUCAGCAAUAUUCUGGAUAUUCAUGAGCUUACGGUGAAACUAUUGGGUUUGAUUGAAGAUGCAGUGGAAAUGACUGCAGAUGACAGUCCCCAUCCUCUUGUGGGCAGCUGUUUUGAAGACCUAGCAGAGGAACAAGCAUUUGAUCCAUAUGAGACCUUUUCUCAGGACAUUCUUUCUCGACAGUAUCAUGAACAUUUCAGUAACUUAAUGGCAAAACCUGCAGUUGCCCAUCACUUCCAGUCAAUAGCCGAAGGCUUCAAGGAAGCUGUUCAGUAUGUUCUGCCACAGCUGAUGAUGGUUCCAGUUUAUCACUGUUUACAUUAUUUUGAGCUUUUGCAGCAACUGCAAGACAACAGCCAAGAUGAGGAUGAUCAAGAAUGCCUAAAGCAGGCCAUUACUGCUCUUCUAAACUUGCAAAGUAGUAUGGAAAGAAUAUAUAGCAAACAUUUACCACGCCGAAAACCUGGGGAGCCAAUGUUCCGUCUAUACAGCCGGCAGGUACGAAGCAAACAGGUCGCCAUUAAACGGAUGAAUGAGAUUCAGAAGAGUAUAGAUGGAUGGGAGGGAAAGGACAUUGGACAGUGCUGCAGUGAGUUCAUCCUGGAAGGCCCUCUGUGUCGAGCUGGUGCAAAACAUGAACGCUACUGUUUCCUCUUUGAUGGGCUGAUGAUCAGCUGCAAGGCUAAUCAUGGACAGUCCUCACGACUGCCAGGGGUCAGCACCAGUGCUGAGUAUAGGCUGAAGGAAAAGUUUGUAUUACGUAAAGUGAGGAUUGUGGAUCAGGAAGAUGCACAGGAAGUGCGUAAUGCUUUUGAAAUUGUUGGAAAAGAUGAGAAUUCCGUUGUAUUCUGUGCAAAAACUAUGGAAGAAAAGAGUGCUUGGAUGGCAGCGCUGGUUUCACUGCAGUACCGAAGCACUUUGGAUCGCAUGCUUGAUACAGUCCUGUUAAAUGAAGAGAAGGCCCAACCUUUGCGCCUUCCAUCACCUGAAGUUUACCGUUUUGCAGUGGAGGACUCGGAGGAAAAUAUAGUCUUUGAGGACAAUGUGCAGAGUAAGACUGGUAUCCCAAUAAUUAAGGCUGGCACUGUGGACAAGCUAAUUGAGAGGCUCACUUAUCACAUGUAUGCAGAUCCCAAUUUUGUACGCACUUUUUUGACAACUUAUCGUUCCUUCUGUAAGCCAUAUGAGCUGCUGAAUUUGCUUAUAGACAGGAUUGAAAUUCCAGAUCUGGAACAAACAGAAGUGGACACAGAGGUUCUUUGGAAUCGAGAACAGCCAAUGGCAGCAGAAAUACAGAGGUUUCGAAAAGAAUAUGUCCAGCCUGUUCAGCUUAGAGUGCUCAAUGUUUUUCGGCAGUGGGUAGAACAUCACUUUUAUGAUUUUGAACGAGAUUUUGACUUGUUGCGCAAGUUAGAAGAGUAUAUUUCCAGCUCAAUCCCAUUUCGUGGUAAAUCAAUGAGGAAAUGGGUGGAAUCUAUUAAGAAAAUCAUUAAUCGCAAGAAACAAACCCAGUCAAAUGGAUUCAGUCACAACAUCACAUUUGAAAGCCUACCCCCUCCCAUUGAAUGGCACAUCAGCCGCUCAGGGCAGACGGAUACAUUUGAACUCAUUACUCUUCAUCCUAUUGAAAUUGCUCGGCAACUGACACUUCUUGAGUCCGAUCUCUAUAGAGCUGUACAGCCUUCUGAACUUGUGGGCAGCGUCUGGACCAAAGAAGACAAAGAAAAAAACUCUCCUAAUCUUUUAAAAAUGAUCAGACAUACCACUAACCUGACUCUGUGGUUUGAGAAGUGUAUAGUGGAAGCUGAAAACCAUGAGGAAAGGGUCGCAAUUUUAACCCGAAUAAUCGACAUCCUUCAGGUGUUCCAGGAGCUGAACAAUUUUAAUGGUGUGUUAGAGAUUGUUAGUGCAAUCAACUCUGUGCCAGUGUAUCGACUUGAUCAUACAUUUGAGGCUGUACCCGAGAGGAAAAAGAAAAUACUUGAGGAGGCUGUAGAACUUAGUCAGGAUCACUUUAAAAAGUACUUGGCUAAACUCAAAUCAAUCAACCCACCUUGUGUGCCUUUCUUUGGGAUAUAUUUGACAAACAUCCUUAAGACAGAAGAAGGAAAUCCUGAUUUUCUGAAACGCCAUGGUAAAGAGUUAAUUAACUUUAGUAAGCGUCGGAAGGUGGCAGAAAUAACAGGGGAAAUCCAGCAGUACCAGAAUCAGCCAUACUGCCUGAGAGAAGAGCCUGAUAUCAGGAAAUUUUUUGAAAAUCUAAAUCCCAUGGGAAAUAUGAGUGAAAAGGAGUUCUCAGAUUACCUGUUCAACAAGUCGUUGGAGAUAGAGCCUCGUAACUGCAAGCAGCCUCCUCGUUUUCCAAGGAAAACCACGUACAGUCUGAAAUCCCCAGGAAUCCGCCCUGUACGGCACCCCUCUACCUCAGGCACCGUUAAAGGCCACCCAGUGCCUCUGGAAAGGGAACCUCCACACAAGAUAACCUUCAGAAGCAUAGCAGAGACGGAGCUGGAAACGACUCCAUCUGUGCCGACUUCGCCAAAUACUCCCUCAACUCCUCCGCAGUCUGCCACCUCCUCAGAACAUGGCUCAGUAUUUGUGGACAUAGAUUCCUACAACUCAUGCAACAACAGUAUUUUUGCCCCAGUUAUUUUGCCAUCUUCAAAGUCUCAUCCAAGCACAUAUGGCAGUCUACAAUGGCUGAGUGAAGAGCCAAUGAAGCCUCCUCCACUACCUCCUCGUCGAAAAGAGGUCUCUGCGGACUAUCCCAAUAAGACGAGUUUCAGUUCUGAAAGCCCACCAGCCAUCCCGCCAAGGCUGCCACCAUCUUUGCCAAGGAUCCAACCCAGAGUGCCCACCUUCAAUGGUCCAAGUGACGGCCCACUUCCAAGUCCACCUCCACUGCCUCCUAGAGACCCAAUUCCGGAGUCUCCACCUCCAGUUCCUGUUCGCCCUCCGGAGAUCUUUAUAAACUAUCCCCCCAAUUUACAGCAGUCCCCUGUGGGCCGUGUCCAUUGGGAGUUCAAUCACAGCACGCCAGGCUCUCCAAACACUCCUCCAGGUACACCUUCACCCAGAGUGCCACGUCGCUGCUGCCCUCUGAGUGCCAGCCACAAUCUACUGUCUCAGCCAUUUUUGCAGGCCACAGCACCACCAGUGCCUCCCAGGCAGAACUCGAGCCCUCAGCUUCCAAAACUCCCUCCAAAGACCUACAAAAGGGAGCUGUCCCACCCGCCUUUACACAGACUCGCAGUGAUGGAAAAUGCAGAUUCUAACCAGUAGUUUUGUUUGUUACCUGGCAUUCACUUGGUGGAGGGGGUGUGUGAAUUCAUUACCUCCUGAACAUGCACUGGAGAAAGAAGGAACUGACUGAAUCAAAACGCUAUUUCUAGCAGGCCUUGACUUGUGCUCACCCACUCUUAAAAGGCUGUUUUGGAGGAUUGAGGUACAAAGCUACUCGGCUGGACGGCAACUAUUUUUGGUGCGGCUUGUUUCCAUGCUAGCUUUGACUUCAUUCUCCUCUGGCAGCAGUGUCUCAUCCCAACCUCUCAGGGGAUCAGUAGUUCUGCCUUCUCUCUAAACCUGCCGUGCCAGCAACAUAGCAAUGCCAGCCUGUGACAGGUAUCUCUGAGAUAAGGUGACAUAUUGUACAUCUGGAAAUCACCUGUGUGAGCGUCUCCCGUUUCGGCAGUCGGAGUUGGUGGUCCUUUGUUCAAGGCACAUAGGUGAUAUUUCAUUACUUAUCCAGGAGCUCACCUGGCAGACAAACAUCUGCUACUGCAAGACUCACUUUCUGUAGCCCCAGGGAGCACCUCUGACUUGUGUCAGUCAGCUGUUCAAGUGAGGUGUGUUUUAGUUAUUUAAAUUUGAAUUACAGGUGCACUCAAACAAAAGUUUGUUUUCAAUAAUAAGAGCCAAUCUCCAAAUUCCUGCUCUGUUUGGAGCCGAAGUGGUAUCUGUGGUGCAGACUAGGCUAUUGUUCCUACACAGCUGCAGGAUAAUAGCCAUUAUAAUUUUACUUUAUUUUCAGGGAACAUAGAAUUGAAAGAUCAAGUAAGGUUAGAGAGCAGGUAGACCAGUGCAUCAUGAAAUAAUCAGUGAGCAUUAGUAUCCUGUGGCGUUUGCAGACCAUUUUUCUCCAGUAAAGGCACUUUUCUUUCCCUCUUUAUUUAAAAAGGCCUUCCGGGGUCAGGCAGAAAACAUUGAAAAUGCACUGCAGCUUCUUACAUACUGCAGCAGGCUAGUGUCAUAUUACUGAUGCAGUAGGAGGCAACAAUGGGUCAUUCACCUAUAGUCCAGUAAAGAUGCAGAGAUCUGGAGAGGCCGCCUCCUCCUCCUCCUCGAUACUUUUGCACUUAUUAUUGUAUCAUAGCGAGUGUUAAAAUUGUGACAUGAUGUUGCACUGAACCAUUGCAAGAAGGAUCUUCUUGGGAGUCACUUCACCUCAAGUAGAGACAUCACGUUUUUCAGCGUUACAUCUGAGAGGAUGUUUUUAAUAACUUUGGAGUCAAGUCUUGUAUUUUAACCAUGACUUUAUUAUGGACAUCUGAGGAUCCAUUCUUUGGUUUUAAUCGGCUCCUUGAGCCAUGAUGUCUUAAACCACCUGGUAAAUGUACACUACGGAUUGUUCUUUUUUUUUUUUUUUUUUGAAAAUCAAAACAAAGCUGCUUAAACUUUGGAGUUUUCAAUUUAAGUAAUCUAAAACAAGUGCACUAGUACUAACAACCUCCAGGUAACUUUAACCUCCUCAAUAUCUGAAAAGCAUUCAGAGUGGAGAUGGACUUUACAGGAGGAUGAGCGCUGGCAUCUUAUUCAGAUGUGCCUUUUCUGUUUCAAGUGUCUAAACGUAUUUGCCUAAAUAAACAUUUAGAACAAAGUGAUACACUCCUAAUGUCCACUAUUCAUAUUUUGUAAAUACAUUAAUUAAAUGUACAAAUAAAAACAUGUAUUACCUGC
Erpetoichthys calabaricus (reedfish) is the source of this 6619-nucleotide messenger RNA. RefSeq names its product son of sevenless homolog 2 (Drosophila) (gene sos2). Gene Ontology annotation, biological process: positive regulation of GTPase activity; Ras protein signal transduction. Gene Ontology annotation, molecular function: guanyl-nucleotide exchange factor activity; protein heterodimerization activity. The record is from RefSeq and is a predicted model, not a curated record. NCBI's taxonomy places the organism in Eukaryota, Metazoa, Chordata, Cladistia, Polypteriformes, Polypteridae. Gene Ontology annotation, cellular component: plasma membrane.